GGCUCUUCUUCGAUGAGUGAGGGACAUAAAUAAGGUUCUUGAACCAUAACUUCUUGAAGUGGACUUCUGCAUAUAAGGACUCCCUAGGUAUUAAUUGAUGCAUCUCUAUCUUCAUAUCUCCUUAUUCCCUUUGAUCUUCUCCCCUAAAUUACAAGCCUUCGUCACACGGGGCUUUGAACACAUCCGGCAGUCCUUGUGAGUGGAAGUCCAGCUGCUGUUUGCUGUCUCGAUCUGCUUUCAUUGCCACCAGAAGCUUGACCUCGAAACAUACAAGCUUGAUGGAGGGAGGAACUUCGGAUUCCACGUAUCUACUGCCUCAAAUUCAAAUGUUUUUACACACAGUUCUGAGCGAUAUCGAGCGUGGUGGUCAAGCAUCAGUAAGCAUACCGGUGUUCAAGCCUCGAGAAUAUCCACUUGAGACAAAUAAGAAAUGCUUGACAAUAUUUGAGGAAACGAAUACAUUUGAGGAGAUUUCAUGCAGCUCGGAAGGAGGUUCUCAGAGACUUGUUGCAAUGUUGAAAGUGUUGCAAAUCGUUGAAGUCUUACUGCAACAGAAUAGGCACGCCACGAAGAGAGAUGUAUACUAUAACGAUACUGCUCUUCUGAAAGGUCGACUGGAUCAAUCCAUCAAUGAUAUUUGCUGUUUCUUUCACUGCAGCCGUCCAUCACUGAACCUGGUUUCUUCCAGCAAAGGCUUGGUGACGGGCCAGUUGAGCUACUAUGAGGAAGGUAGACUAAUCAACUGCUCAAAACGAAGCAGCACCAGUAACGGCCUUCCAGUUCCUGUGCACAUAAAUAAAGUGAGUCACUUAAGCAGUAGUGCGGAGUACAUCCUUUUAGUGGAGAAAGAAACAGUUUUCCAACGACUAGCAAACGACAAAUUCUGUGCCAAGAAUUGCUGCAUCCUUUUAACAGGGAAAGGCUAUCCAGAUGUGGCCACAAGAAGUUUUCUGCGACGACUAGUCGACCAACUCCAUUUGCCUGUGUAUGGUCUCAUGGAUGGAGACCCCUACGGUUUGGAUAUCCUUUCGAUCUAUCGAUUUGGUUCCCUGACCAUGGCAUAUGAUGCCAAAGUCCUAGCAGUGCCAAGCAUUCUGUGGUUGGGAAUAUUUCUCUCAGAUCUUGGCCAUUUCGGCCUUACUGAAAACUGCCUUCUUCCGAUGUCAAAGCGAGAUGAGAAAAAAGCUGACGCAAUCCUUAAUAAAAGCUACAUCCAGCAACUUGCUCCUGCUUGGUGGUCAAAGCUUGCGGAAUUUCGGACUCGGAGAGUGAAGUUGGAGGUAGAGGCUAUAUCUACUGUUUCAUUUACCUCACUUGCAGAUCAUUACAUUCCUUCUAAGAUACGUGGACAGUGUUACAUCUAAGCUAGAACAUUGUGGAUGCAUAAAUAUUGGUGCCUCUGUACCCACAUUCCUACAAAACAAUUUUGGAGAACGUUUGCGUCGGUAUGGAACAGAUGAUCACACUCGUAGAUGCACACGCCUCAAUCAAGAUCCCUUCAUUCAUCUCUUUCUCUGUAUCACUCAAGCAAAAGAACCAGGAUGCACGCACCAGAGAACAAUUCGCUUUAUAGAAACUUGUGAAUUUUUCUGAUCCUCUUCACUUUCAAUCUUCUUCAUGCACCACUG
Physcomitrium patens is the source of this 1628-nucleotide messenger RNA. Its product is annotated as meiotic recombination protein SPO11-1. Gene Ontology annotation, cellular component: nuclear chromosome. The record is from RefSeq and is a predicted model, not a curated record. Gene Ontology annotation, biological process: reciprocal meiotic recombination; meiotic DNA double-strand break processing; meiotic DNA double-strand break formation. Lineage: Eukaryota; Viridiplantae; Streptophyta; Bryopsida; Funariales; Funariaceae. Gene Ontology annotation, molecular function: DNA topoisomerase type II (double strand cut, ATP-hydrolyzing) activity; DNA binding; ATP binding.